AUGUCAGAGGAGCACGAGCAAGCCGUCAAGCAGGUGACACAGGACGUGAAGGACGUCAAGCUCGAGAACGGGACGGCCCCGGGUUCAGCCAACGGAACAGCUACCAAGAAUGACGACAGUGCUAUCCCUUUUAAGGAUGCCUUUAAAAUGUUUUCCAAAUUCGGGGAUCCAAAAUCAGAUGGCAAACAAAUUACACUGUCACAAAGUGAUAAAUGGAUGAAACAAGCAAAAGUGAUAGACGCAAAGAAAAUCACCACAACAGACACAGCCAUUCACUUCAAAAAAUUGAAAUUGGUAAAACUUGGCAUUGACGAUUAUCAAAAGUUCUUGGAGGACUUGGCGAAGAGUAAGAAGAUAGAAUUAGACGAAAUUAAGAAAAAAUUAACAACUUGCGGUCAACCUGGAGUGUCGACACAUUUGCCAAAGUCGCCAGCAGCAGCGGCAGCGGUUGAUAGAUUGACAGACACAACAAAAUACACCGGGUCUCAUAAGCAACGUUUCGACCAAACUGGCAAAGGGAAAGGCAUAGCUGGCCGAAAGGAUCUCGUAGACGCCUCCGGCUAUGUUAGUGGAUACCAGCAUAAGGACUCAUACGACAAAGCACAU
Brenthis ino (lesser marbled fritillary) is the source of this 606-nucleotide messenger RNA. The record is from the annotation of a GenBank genome assembly. Lineage: Eukaryota; Metazoa; Arthropoda; Insecta; Lepidoptera; Nymphalidae.